Messenger RNA from Telopea speciosissima, 1578 nucleotides. Its product is annotated as DDB1- and CUL4-associated factor 13. The record is from RefSeq and is a predicted model, not a curated record. Gene Ontology annotation, molecular function: protein binding. Gene Ontology annotation, biological process: maturation of SSU-rRNA from tricistronic rRNA transcript (SSU-rRNA, 5.8S rRNA, LSU-rRNA). The coding region runs from base 213 to 1571 and encodes 452 amino acids. Gene Ontology annotation, cellular component: small-subunit processome; nucleolus. The transcript has 18 exons. Lineage: Eukaryota; Viridiplantae; Streptophyta; Magnoliopsida; Proteales; Proteaceae.
UCUUGUCGUCUUUUAUUGGGAACUGCCACCACGCCGACUGUGCUGGUUGAGCGGCCACUGCCUCUGCUGCCUCCUCCGCCAGAGAGAAGACAGAGUCGAGGUUGAUAUCGGACCCCUCAAAGCUUCUUCUCGUUUCUACUGCUGAGUGAAAUCGAAAAGCUUAACGGAGACGAAUCCAAAAGCAGCCUAAGCUAUUACCCUGUUUUACGAACAUGAAGGUCAAAGUUAUUUCCCGUUCCACGGACGAAUUCACCCGAGAGCGCAGCCAGGAUCUCCAGAGGGUUUUUCAUAACUUUGACCCUAACCUGCGAACUCAAGAAAAGGCUGUCGAAUAUGUCCGUGCUCUUAAUGCUGCCAAAAUGGAAAAGAUAUUCGCGAGACCUUUUAUUGGUGCAAUGGAUGGACACAUUGAUGCAAUCUCAUGUAUGGCAAAGAAUCCAAAUCACUUGAAAGGGAUGUUUUCAGGUUCAAUGGAUGGAGAUAUUCGUCUUUGGGAUAUAUCUUCCAGGCGAACAGUUUGUCAGUUCCCUGGUCAUCAAGGUGCUGUGCGUGGUUUAAGUGUAUCUACGGAUGGGUGCACUCUUGUAUCAUGUGGAAUGGAUUGCACUGUUAGACUCUGGAAUGUUCCUGCCGCAAGUAGUAUGGAGUCCGACAACUCAUAUGAUAAUCCUGCCAAGCCACUGGCAGUUUAUGUUUGGAAGAAUGCUUUCUGGGCAGUUGAUCACCAGUGGGAAGGUGAUCUCUUUGCUACAGCUGGUGCCCAAGUUGAUAUUUGGGAUCGUAAUAGGUCGCAACCGAUCAACAGUUUUGAAUGGGGAAACGACACUGUCAUAUCUGUUCGAUUUAAUCCUGGAGAACCAAAUGUUAUGGCUACAUCAGCUAGUGACCGCAGCAUAACACUAUAUGAUUUGCGUAUGUCAUCCCCAGCAAGAAAGCUUAUCAUGAGGACCAAAACCAAUUCUAUCUCUUGGAAUCCAAUGGAGCCAAUGAACUUUACCGCUGCGAAUGAAGAUUGCAACUGCUAUAGCUAUGAUGCUAGAAAACUGAAUGAAGCGAAGUGUGUACACAAAGAUCAUGUUUCUGCUGUGAUGGAUAUUGAUUACUCGCCCACUGGUAGGGAAUUUGUAACUGGGUCUUAUGAUAGAACAGUAAGAAUCUUCCAAUAUAAUGGUGGCCAUAGCCGGGAGAUAUACCAUACCAAAAGAAUGCAAAGGGUAUUCUGCGUGAAGUUUAGCAGUGAUGCAACUUAUGUUAUUUCGGGAAGUGAUGACACCAAUCUUCGUCUAUGGAAAUCAAAAGCAUCAGAACAGUUGGGAGUGCUUCUUCCAAGGGAACGUAAGAAGCAAGAGUACCUUGAAGCUGUCAAGAAUCGCUACAAGCACCUACCUGAGGUUAAGCGCAUUGUGAGGCAUAGGCACUUGCCAAAACCCAUAUAUAAGGCUGCUGCUCUAAGGAAAACAAUGACUGAAGCUGAGAAGAGAAAGGAGGAGAGGAGGAGAGCUCACAGUGCCCCAGGAAGUAUGCCCAUGGAGCCAUUACGGAAAAGAAGAAUCAUCCAGGAGGUUGAGUGAAUUCUUU